AUGUCAGUCAGAAUGGCUCCUCCUCUUGCUCUGAUCUUUCUGAUCUUGAUUCACGGGGUUUCUAGUGCUAAUUGGGGUGUGAAUUACAGACAUUCACACAUCUGUGCACUAAAGGACUCAUCAGUGAUAAUGAGCUGCACUUAUACAUACCCUACUGGAUAUCAGAUCAUGAAAGUGUUCUGGACCAAAAACCCUGUACAGGGUGAAAAGCUUAGAGAUCUGUCUAAGAACCCUGAAUACAGUCAGAGGCUUCAGUAUCUGGGAGAUAAACAGAAGAACUGCACCAUCAGACUGAGUCAUGUGACACAGAAGGAUGAACACAUGUACUAUUUCAGAUUCACUACUAAUGUAACAGAUGGAAAAUGGACCGGUAAUCCAGGAGUGAGUCUUACUGUAACAGAUCUUCAGGUGGAGGCUCCUGAGAGAGUGACAGAGGGUCAUAAUGUCAGUCUGACAUACCCACCUAAGAGUGUCUCAGUGUCCAUCAGUCCAUCUGGUGAAAUAGUGGAGGGAGAUUCAGUGACUCUGAGCUGCAGCAGUGAUUCAAACCCACCUGCAGAAAUCAGCUGGUUUAAAGGAGAAACGUUUGUAGGAUCUGGAAGAAUCUACAGCAUCUCAAAGAUCAGCUCUGAUCACAGUGGAGAAUACAAGUGCAAGUCCAGAAAUAAACAUGGAGAGACGUACUCUGACACUAUGACUUUAAAUGUCAUGUAUCCUCCCAGGAACGUCUCAGUGUCAAUAAAUGGAUCUGGUGAAGUAGAAGGAAAUUCAGUGACUCUGAUCUGCAGCAGUGAUUCAAACCCACCUGCAGAAAUCAGCUGGUUUAAGGAGAAUCAAAGUUCAGCUGUUGGAUCUGGACAGAGUUUCAGUGCACUACAGAGUGGACACUUCUACUGUGAGGCUCACAAUCAACACGGAUCUCAGAGAUCAGAUGCUGUUACUGUCACUGUUAAAGGACGUCUGGUGAUAUUACACAUAUCUAUGGUUUGUGGAGCUUGUGGAGCUUGUGGAGCUGCAAUUUUCAUCAUCACGAUGCUGAUUGUGUACGAUAUGUGUGUGUGGUACUAUGCAAUGUCUGUAAAUGAGUGA
Messenger RNA from Sinocyclocheilus rhinocerous, 1089 nucleotides. RefSeq names its product junctional adhesion molecule A-like. The transcript has 7 exons. NCBI's taxonomy places the organism in Eukaryota, Metazoa, Chordata, Actinopteri, Cypriniformes, Cyprinidae. The record is from RefSeq and is a predicted model, not a curated record. The coding region runs from base 1 to 1089 and encodes 362 amino acids.